Messenger RNA from Polyodon spathula (Mississippi paddlefish), 644 nucleotides. Its product is annotated as ras-related protein Rab-11B-like. Bases 14 to 313 code for a protein of 99 amino acids. NCBI's taxonomy places the organism in Eukaryota, Metazoa, Chordata, Actinopteri, Acipenseriformes, Polyodontidae. Gene Ontology annotation, biological process: constitutive secretory pathway; regulated exocytosis. The transcript has 3 exons. Gene Ontology annotation, molecular function: GTP binding; GTPase activity. Gene Ontology annotation, cellular component: recycling endosome. The record is from RefSeq and is a predicted model, not a curated record.
CAACAUCGUCAUCAUGCUGGUGGGCAACAAGAGCGACCUGCGGCACCUGAGGGCUGUGCCCACCGACGAGGCCCACGCCUUUGCAGAAAAGAAUACUUUGUCAUUUAUUGAAACCUCUGCCCUGGACUCGACCAAUGUGGAGGAGGCUUUCAAAAAUAUCCUGACAGAGAUUUACCGGAUUGUGUCACAGAAGCAGAUCACUGACCGAUCGGCGCACGACGAGUCUCCUGGCAACAACGUGGUGGACAUCAGCGUUCCGCCCACCACAGAUGGCCAGAGAUCCAACAAACUGCAAUGCUGCCAAAACCUGUGACCCCCGAGCCCUCCCCUCUGCUUCGUGUUGUUCGUGCUGCUCUCCCGUAUUCCCUGGUUUCACUGGAAUUUUUCUUUUGUCCCGUUACUUCAUUUCAUAGAGCUAUGUUCUGCCUUCUGUUAGCCCCUAAAUCCACGCUUGAGGGAAGUUAAUACCGUCUACCGUGCCUAGAGCAGCUGUGAGGUCCAUCACACCUCGUGCAUAAUGACUCCUGCUGUUUCUCUGAACCCCCACUAGUAGGCACUCCCUAUAACAUCAUAUAGAGCAGCCCUGACUGUGACAAGCUGAGACCGCUUAGGCUACACGCAGUUCCAUUUACCUAAUAGAGGAG